Molecule: messenger RNA, 616 nt
Organism: Acanthisitta chloris (rifleman)
Lineage: Eukaryota; Metazoa; Chordata; Aves; Passeriformes; Acanthisittidae
Gene: CD1D
Product: CD1d molecule
Exons: 3
Source: RefSeq, a predicted model, not a curated record
AUGCAGCCCCCUCACCUCCUUCUCUUCCUCUUUCUCCCCCUCCUACUCCCUGGGAUGUGGGCAGACCCAGAGGCAGAGCCACAGGUUCUCCAGGUUCUCCUGACCAGCCUCUUUGACAGUAUCAGCUCUGUUGAGAUGUCAGGUGUGGCUUUCCUGGGGGACACAUCCAUCUUUACACUGGAUCCUACCAACUGGAACAUCCGCUUCCACUGGCCCUGGGCCAGCCAGGCUGCAUCUCAGGGUGAUGCAGAGAAGCUGAUGGCCGAGUACAAAAUCUUUCUACGCAAUAUGAUCCGAUUCGUGCAUAGUACAGUCCAGGAGGCGAAAGAGGACUACCCACUUGUGAUCCAGCUCCGUGUCGGCUGUGUGCUGUACCCCAAUAAGACAAGCUGGGGCUUCAUGGAUGUUGGUGAGGGUGGCAGAGACCUCGCAGCUUUUAACGUGGAGAGGCAGCGCUGGGAGACCCAUCAGUCAUCAACGCUGGCAGAGCUGGUCACCAAGAGUCUCAACGGCCAGAAAUCCGUCUUGAUAUUCCUGGAGGAACUAGUCGCCAAAUUCUGCCCAAGUCAAAUCCUCAACCUGCACACGUGUGGGAGGACAGCUCUGGAGAGACAAG